GCGAAUAAGGCCUUCAAAACAAAAAAUGGAAGAAUAAAAUAAGAUUUUGCUCUUCUUUUCGGUGCAUUAUCUUUCUGUGUCUCUCAUGGCCGUUGCAGCAUUCAAAUCAUCCUCCAGAAGAGGAAACCGAAACCAAAACCAUUCAAAUUCCACCUCCGCAACUUCUGCCAGAUCCUCCCGCCAGGAAUCACGAACCAAUGCCCCCAUUCGAAGGUCAAGGAGCGUAAGCGCGUUUUCCAGGGGCAGUUCGGACAUUUCCACUGAAUUCCUCAACAAGAGAGACAACCCUCUCUUCUGCAGCGCCACCCCUUCAUUACCACCCGGUAACGACGACGCCCAACCGCCGCCCAGCUCAGUUCUUCUAGAAGCCUCCGAUUUCGACAGACCCACACCAUCUGCUUCCGAUCCCAAUAACAAGGCCUUCGGUGCACGUGGCCGUCACGUGACGCGAAAUGUUGAUGCCAAAGGAGGGUCGUGGUCCUCGUCAACGGGUCGGAGCUUGUCGAGAUCGGAUGCGGGUCGCCGCACUCGAUCGGCUUCUCAAUGUCCGGCUUCGAGGCGGCCAUGGAGUUAUUCAACUUCUGAGAGCGAAACUGAUGCUUUAGAUAGCAGUGAUCUGAGGUUUGUUGAGAGUAAUAGAAAAGGUGGUUUGUUUGGAAGUGAUAGUGGUAUGGUGGAUCAAGUGAGAGAUCUGCGCAGGUGGUCUAGUCAGCAUUCAUCUACCAAGGUUUCUGACUCUUUUGCUGCAACUUUGUCUAGCUUGGAAACUCAGAGGUGUGCAGAUGCAGUUUCUAUGGUGAGCUCUGGAUAUGGAUCUGAUGUGAAAACUAUCAAAGCUGUUAGUGAAAAGAUGUCAGUACAAGGAGGUCCGCUGGUAACCAGUGAUGUAUACGAGACAGUUCGCUCUGAAGUGAGGCGUGCUAUUUCUGAGAUUCAGACUGAUCUUGAGAGUGCUAUCCAAAGGAGUAAUGCCACUGCUAUUGCUGUUACCAACAUAGCUGAUAUUCCUCCUUGCUUGGUAAACCCGGAUGCGGAAGAAUUGGUUUUUGAGAUCAGAAGAGAGUAUGCCCAAAAGCUUGAAGAGACCUUGUCAUACAUGCAGUCCCAGGAGCGAGCUAGAAAUCUUAGAGCAAACCUGGCUGUUGAAGAACAUUGUGGACAGGAACUGGACAGAAUCUUGAAAGAAGUUUUACCUUAUCCAAAGACCCCUAAUGUGCAGAAGUCUCAUCCAACAAGAAAGAAUAGCAUAGAAAGAAGGCGGAUGUCAAAACGUCUUGCAGAAGAUGCAAAGGCUUAUUUUGAUGAGUGUGUUUCGCUAUCAACAUUUGAUAGUUCAGACUUCUCAUCACAAGAUGAUCCUCCCGUCACUUCCGUGGGGCCCCCUAUUCCAUCUGAUAGUUAUGAAUGUUUACUCCAGGAAUCAGCUUCUCAUGGACAAUUGAUUAGUAGAAACUAUGACGUUUCACAACCAUGUACCGUCAUUGAUACUGCUGGCUCCCCGGAAUCAAGUUGCAAAUCUCGCUUCUCAUUUUCACAGAAAUCACCUGAGAGUUCUGGAUUGGCAGAUGACAUCCAACAAUACAUAAAGAUGUUUGAAAAGAAUGUAUUAAGGUCACCAAAUAUGAGAUCAGGUUAUCAUGACAUUCGUGAAUACAGUUAUCAAUCUCCAACGGAGAGUUUGUUGGUUGAUAGGGUGAUACUAAAAAACAGAAUUGAGGCUGGUGGUUUGCUGCUUUGUAGUGGCGGUAGUAUAUUAUGGUCAAAAUAUUGUGGGAUAGGAAUUUGACCAGGAAGUAUGGAUUACCUAUUGUUACUAAUGUAACUGUAUCCGUAUCAUUUUCCCAAGCAAUAUAACUGUACAUAUGCCUGAUUUGCACUC
Molecule: messenger RNA, 1879 nt
Organism: Arachis duranensis
Lineage: Eukaryota; Viridiplantae; Streptophyta; Magnoliopsida; Fabales; Fabaceae
Exons: 8
Coding region: 86-1786 (566 amino acids)
Source: RefSeq, a predicted model, not a curated record